This is a messenger RNA of Scomber scombrus (Atlantic mackerel), 5425 nucleotides long. Its product is annotated as bifunctional heparan sulfate N-deacetylase/N-sulfotransferase 1-like. The coding region runs from base 844 to 3513 and encodes 889 amino acids. The transcript is spliced from 15 exons. Lineage: Eukaryota; Metazoa; Chordata; Actinopteri; Scombriformes; Scombridae. Gene Ontology annotation, cellular component: Golgi apparatus. Gene Ontology annotation, molecular function: heparan sulfate N-sulfotransferase activity; deacetylase activity. The record is from RefSeq and is a predicted model, not a curated record.
GUAAUCUCACUACUGAAGAGCACAGACACAGAUGAACCCCGGCAGGAAUGUGAUCGCACAGUGAUUUCUUUGAGGACUUGUGUGUGUGUUGUAUAUGCAUGUAUGCGCAUAUCAGAGACAAAAAAAUGCGCUGCGCUGGCGCCUCCUAUCGACAGUUAUGGGCCACUGCCGGCGCACAGAGCUGCAGAAAGAGAGGGGCAUUCUCAGAUUUCCCGAUUUCUCCGAGCCGCUGUGCUGCCUCCACAUCACGGCCGACAGCAAAGCGAGACGACGACGACGAGGACGACAUGCGCCCAGCGUGCUUCAACCCUGCAGUCACUGCAGCCGUCCUGCACUGUCCCAAAUUCACCUAGACUCAGACAAGGUCAGGAGAUUCUAUCCUGAGGGAAUGGUGUUGCUGAGAUGACCUGUGUGACCUUACUUUCCUCAAGAGAUCAUUCUCCAAUCAAAAGAACGGUGCAAAAUCAAGCCAGGACAUGGUUGGCAGGUUCACAUGAUGGACAGGUGAUGGAGUCUUCCAUCAUCUUUCUCCACCAGUGAUCUGACCCUGCUAGCCCUCCCUUUGAGGCGUGUGUACCAGCGGUCCAAGGCCCUCUAUUUCUCUGCCAUGGUGACAUAAGCAGUGCUGCAAUAUGAGGGAGAGCCAACGUGAGACCGUCUCAUUUCUUUCUCCAGUAGCUGCUUCAGCUGCUACCUUAACGCCGUUUGUAUUUACCUCCAUAGCGAGACUGACUUUGUUGUGAAUAAUCCCUGCUCACCGUUUUCUACCCACACUGAGAGAGAGAGACUGUCCCCAAAGGAGUGUUGCUGGGCCUGUGGGGCGGAGUGGCGUGACACGAGACGAUGCUGGGAUGCAUGACUCGCCUCCGUCGGCUGGUCCGUCUCCUCCCCCUGCAGACCUCACUCCUCCUCCUCUUCAUCUUCUGCACCGUCAGUGUCUUCAUCUCCGCCUACUUCCUGUAUGGCGUCAAGCGGGACCUGGAGCCGUCGGGAGGGGGUGUUUCCGGGGCAGAGGGAGCAUCCGCCGACUCCGAUGACCCGAGGGUCACUCCAUCCCGGCUGCUGCCCUUGCGGAGCGUCUCGGGCGGCCCCGGGGUGGAUCCUGGAGGGGCCAGGACAGAUCCUGUGGUUCUGGUGUUUGUGGAAAGCCAGUAUUCUCAACUGGGUCAGGAGAUUGUGGCCAUAUUGGAGUCUGGCCGGUUCCGCUAUCGGACUGAGAUCUCUCCCGGUAAAGGGGACAUGCCCACAUUGACAGACAAAGAGAGAGGGCGUUUCACACUGGUGAUUUAUGAGAACAUUCUCAAGUAUGUUAACCUGGACGCCUGGAACCGAGAGCUGCUGGACAAAUACUGUGUGGAAUAUGGAGUGGGCAUCAUUGGCUUCUUCAAGGCCAAUGAAAACAGUCUGUUCAGUGCACAGCUGAAAGGCUUCCCCCUUUUCCUCCACUCGAACUUGGGUCUGAAGGACUGCACGGUCAACCCCAAGUCCCCCCUGCUCUUUAUCACUCGAUCUGGGCAGCCCCUGCCAGGUCCUCUGCCUGGGGAUGACUGGACUGUUUUCCAGUCCAACCACUCUACAUAUGAGCCUGUGUUGCUGGCCAAGACCCAAUCAGCUGAAAGCAUUGCAUCGAUGGGGCAGAAUGCUGCUCUACUCCCGUCAGUGGUGCAGGACUUAGGGCUCCAUGACGGUAUUCAGAGGGUCCUGUUCGGGAAUAAUCUGGUCUUCUGGCUGCACAAACUGGUGUUUGUGGAUGCUGUGGCCUUUCUGACGGGGAAGAGGCUCUCGUUGUCCCUGGAGCGCUACAUACUGGUGGAUAUAGAUGACAUCUUUGUGGGCAAGGAGGGCACCCGCAUGAAGGUUCCUGAUGUAAAGGCCCUGCUGGAGACACAGAGGGAGCUGCGAACCCAUGUGCCCAACUUCACCUUCAAUCUGGGCUUCUCAGGGAAAUUCUUUCACGCUGGAUCUGAUGAGGAGGACCUGGGAGAUGACCUGCUGCUUUCCUAUGUGAAGGAGUUCUGGUGGUUCCCUCACAUGUGGAGCCACAUGCAGCCCCAUCUAUUCCACAAUCAGUCCGUGCUGGCUGAGCAGAUGUUGCUCAACAAGAAAUUUGCCAUGGAGCAUGGGAUCCCCACUAACAUGGGCUAUGCGGUGGCACCCCACCACUCAGGUGUCUACCCUGUCCACAUACAGCUGUAUGACGCCUGGAAGAAAGUGUGGGGCAUCAAGGUGACCAGCACAGAGGAGUACCCACACCUAAAGCCUGCCCGCUUCCGGCGAGGUUUCAUCCACAGCGGCAUUAGCGUGCUGCCCAGGCAGACGUGUGGUCUCUUCACACACACCAUCUUCUAUAAAGACUACCCUGGCAGUCCUAAUGAACUGGACAAGCUCAUCAAUGGAGGAGAACUCUUCCUCACUGUUCUACUGAACCCUAUUAGUAUCUUCAUGACCCAUUUGUCCAACUACGGGAACGAUCGCCUCGGCCUGUACACCUUUAAAAGUCUGGUGAUGUUCGUCCAGACGUGGACCAACCUGAAGAUGCAGACUCUGCCGCCUGUGCAGCUGGCCCAGAAAUAUUUCAGCCUGUUCCCUUCUGAGAGAGAUCCACUCUGGCAGGAUCCUUGUGAGGACAAAAGGCACAAGGACAUCUGGUCCAAAGAGAAAACAUGUGACCGCUUCCCCAAACUGCUCGUCAUCGGGCCUCAGAAGACAGGCACUACAGCACUCUACCUGUUUCUUGGCAUGCACCCUGAUCUGACCAGUAACUACCCCAGUAAGGAGACAUUUGAGGAGAUCCAGUUCUUCAAUGGGCACAACUACCACAGAGGCAUCGACUGGUAUAUGGAGUACUUCCCUCUGCCCUCCAACACCAGUUCAGACUACUACUUUGAGAAGAGUGCCAACUACUUCGACUCUGAGGUGGCUGCUCAGAGGGCUGCGGCUCUCCUGCCCAAAGCAAAAAUCAUCACCAUCCUCAUCAACCCAGCUGACAGAGCUUACUCUUGGUACCAGCACCAAAGAGCCCAUGAUGACCCGGUGGCGUUGAAAUACUCCUUCCAUGAUGUCAUCACCGCAGGCCACGAGGCACCAGUCAAACUACGGGUUCUCCAGAAUCGCUGUCUGGUGCCAGGCUGGUACGCCAUUCACCUGGAGCGCUGGCUCAACUACUACCACUCCAGCCAGCUGUUAGUCCUGGAUGGACAGAUGCUAAAGACCGAGCCUGCCUCAGUCAUGGAUAAAAUCCAGAAGUUUUUAAGCCUGGCCAACGUCAUCAACUACCACAAGAUUCUAGCGUUUGACCCUAAGAAAGGCUUCUGGUGUCAGCUGCUGGAGGGGGGAAAGACAAAAUGUUUGGGAAAGAGUAAAGGACGCAGGUACCCUGAUAUGGACCCUGAGUCCCAGGCGUCCCUCAGGGAGUACUAUAGGGAUCACAACAUUGAGCUGUCCAAGCUGCUCUACCGGAUGGGUCAGCCAUUGCCCAGCUGGCUAAGAGAAGAGCUGGUCCACACCAGGUAGCAACACCACCAGAAGAGACCACAGCUCCACACACUGAACCACUGCUCGACCCUGCAGGGGGAGAGGGGGGAGACACUGGCCGAGUGUCCAAUGUUGAAGAUUCCAAAUGGUUUUUGAAAGUGGACAAAAUAUAUUUGGAUUUGAGGAUAGGAUGCCCAGCUGCAUCUCAAAACUUACUGUGAUCUUCUGGAUGGUAAGCAAGAGGAGAGCAUCAGUGCUAACUAGUUAGCACAGCUGCCAUCAGCAGCUAAUAGCGCUCCCCUCUCUCCCCUGAGCUUCGAGAUGUCCUCCUGCAGGACUAAACGGGAACAUGGGAGCCCUAACGAUGGCCUCCACUGUGUCCUGAAGAAGAAGGGAAGGCUCAGUGACGUACAGCAGGGACCGUCAGUGUUUAAUAAUCACAUCCCUGCUCUCCUUAAGCAAACCUUCUCUUUGCCACAUGAUCUUCAUCUUGAAAAUCAAAGGAAGGAAAAAGCCUGAAGGCCGCCACAGUUUCAUCUCUGGAAAACAGGUGGAAGAAUUGAUCACACAGCUAUGAGUUGUGGUGUUUGGAGCACAUUAAAAACAGGCAACGUAACAUUGACUGUAAUAGUUAACAGACUGACUGACAGAGAGACAUUUGUUGCAAAUGCCUGUGAUAAGUGAAGUUUGUAUGUGAGGAAAACGGGACAUCUGGAGUCUUGACUCAGGCUGCAUGUUGUAGCCUUAUUUGAUAGGCCUUGGUAGAAUCUAGUUAUCGCAUUUACAGGAUGUGUCAGGACAGAAUCUUUAAAAUAUUACCACAUGGACUUUUUUUGAGGGUUUUGUUUUUUUAUUUUUAAAGAUUUUAUUUUUUGUUUUUUCCUUUACACAGAUUUUGUUUUAACAUUUUUUUAUAAUGCUGUCGGCAAUGCAUUAUUGUAGAAUGUACCAAAACUAAACAUUUUAGCUCAGUUUCCUCCUACAGGGCAGAUGUACAGGACAGUAGUCUGGUUUGCUGAAGUUUUCAGCUCAGCUUUCUCUUUUAGUCAGUUCAGACCAAGUGAAUUGGCUAAAGCAGGAACAGAAGGAUAGAUGUUGAAAGCACAAUAUUUAAAGGCACUCAAGUGAACAUCGAAUCUGGACAUACAGGUUACUGGAAAGCACACUAAUAAAAAGGAUCCUACUACAAUCUGUGAAGAAGAUCAUAAGCUAGCUACUGUAUGUUAAUUAAGACUAUAUGGUCCGAGAGAUUCAGAUAGUGUACAGAACAAGACUGUGCAUUUCAAUUCAGUUCAGAUUGGGUUUGUUUUUUUGUCAAAACUGUAUAUUUUGUAUUAUAUUUUGUUUCAUUUCAUUUAGUAAAUGAGUUUGGGGGAUAAAAAAGCUGUCUCUGGGAAAAACGUGUAAAGUUGCCAGGCGAACCAACAGUAUGCCCAGUGAGACCAUACAGACAUUUGGUUGUGGGUCGAGGUGUUACCACUGCGACUAGAUGUCAAGCAUAGAUAACAAGAAGCUGCUCUUAUUGCAAUAGUUUUGUACAAUGUUCUGAUGUAAUAACAAUGCACAUGGUGGUCCUUUUAUUUCCUGACUUUGUAAUGUACAUAAUACGCAACCCUUGGUAGACCUAAAUUAUUGAAUGUGUUUGGGUUUACACUCUCCAUCAGCCCAUUCCCAUAGUGUGAGAUGUCAGCGCUGAAGGGAGUUUGGUUGAACGCGUUGUACAGAGGCGCGUCGAUAAGAUUGUUUCCUCUCAUGUCCUCUCACUGCCAACUAUUGUACAGAGGUACUGAGUCUCACCAUAUAAAGUAUUAAGUGAUAACACAUAACAGCAACGAUGGUACUAAUCUCCUGGACUGUAUGAUAAAGAUUUGUAAUUGUUGUCAAUAAUUUUUACAGUGUAACUAAUAUUGUCAGUGCUUUUUAAUUUGCAAAUAAAACACCACUGUAUUUU